Messenger RNA from Xiphophorus hellerii (green swordtail), 3205 nucleotides. It is a transcript of the gene jade3, whose product is annotated as jade family PHD finger 3. The transcript has 12 exons. Gene Ontology annotation, cellular component: histone acetyltransferase complex. NCBI's taxonomy places the organism in Eukaryota, Metazoa, Chordata, Actinopteri, Cyprinodontiformes, Poeciliidae. Gene Ontology annotation, biological process: regulation of transcription by RNA polymerase II. The coding region runs from base 279 to 2624 and encodes 781 amino acids. The record is from RefSeq and is a predicted model, not a curated record.
UGCGGGCGGUACAAUAGCGCUGUUGUGCCGUGUUGGUGGUGGACAUAGUGCAGCCUGGAGAUUCCCACUGUGGUGGGAUACAAAAAGCCCUACAUUUAAUUUAAUAUUAGGACCACAGUCCAUAUUUUCAUAACUGUAUGUAUGUUCGGUCCGUGUGACCGUGUGUUUGAAGGGAGCGAAGCGGAGAAAGGCCGUGGACGGAAGAUAUGAAACAGAGGUUAGUUAUCAGAAGACUCCACUAGCAUGCUUUGUAGUCUGACGUUUAUGGACGUUACAGGAUGAAACGUCUCAGGUCGUCCAGCAGCAGCGACAGUUCCGACAAUGAAAGUCCUUCAACCUCUUUCUGCUCCUCCAACAAAUAUGAGAGUAAAUUUGGAACCCCGGCCUCUGACCCGAAAAAACCUGCUGAGGUGUUCAGAAAAGACCUGAUCAGUGCCAUGAAGAUCCCCGAUUCCCACCACGUGUCGCCGGAGGACUACUACCUGCUGGCGGACGCCUGGAAGCAGGAGUGGGAGAAGGGCGUCCAGGUGCUGGCCAGUCCGGACACCAUCCCCGAGCCGUCCGUGAGAGUCACCGCAGAGAAGUCCAAAGAAGUGCUUUACACCCACCAGAGGAAGUACAUCCAGUGUUCGGGCCAGGAAGCGACAGAACCCGGAUACGUCAACAUCAAGGAGUUGGCGGAGGCCAUGUGCCGCUACGACCUGGACGACAUGGACCUGUACUGGCUGCACGGGCUCAACAGUGAGCUGAGUCACAUGGGGGAGGUGCCCAUCGACGAGCUGAUGAUGGAGCGAGUCAUGGAGGCCCUGGAGAGGCAGUGCCAUGACAACAUGAGGCACGCCAUAGAGACGGUGGAGGGCCUGGGGAUCGAGUACGACGAGGACGUGAUUUGUGACGUGUGCCGCUCCCCGGACAGCGAAGAAGGGAACGACAUGGUGUUCUGUGACAAGUGCAACAUCUGCGUGCAUCAGGCCUGCUACGGUAUAGUCAAAGUGCCUGUGGGAAACUGGCUCUGCAGGACGUGCGUCCUCAGCAUCGACCCCCAGUGCCUGCUGUGCCCCAAGAAGGGCGGCGCCAUGAAGGCCACACGCGCCGGCACCAAAUGGGCUCACGUCAGCUGCGCCCUGUGGAUACCCGAGGUGAGCAUCGCCUGUCCGGAGCGAAUGGAGCCCAUCACCAAAGUGUCCCACAUCCCGCCCAGCCGCUGGUCGCUCAUCUGCAGUCUGUGCAAACUGAAGACGGGCGCAUGCAUUCAGUGUUCGGUGAAGAACUGCACCAUCCCCUUCCACGUGACCUGCGCCUUCGAGCACAGCCUGGAGAUGAAGACCAUCUUGGACGAGGGCGACGAAGUCAAGUUCAAGUCGUUCUGCCUGAAGCACAGCAAGCCCGGCGACGCCGGCCUCAGCCCGGGCCGCUCCAAAGCGCCCGGCGAGGCGGCCAAGGUGGGCCAGCGCGCGCAGAGGCUGCAGGAGCUGGAGGAGGAGUUCUACACGCUGAUCCAGCUGGGCCAGCUGGCGCAGGAGCUGGGGCUCUCCGAGCGCCCGCUGGACUUCAUCUACCAGUACUGGAAGCUGAAGAGGAAGUCCAGCUUCAACAAGCCUCUGCUGCCCCCUAAGGAGGAGGAGGAGAACCUGGUGCUGCAGCCGCAGGAGGACAGCAUCCACACGCGCAUGCGCAUGUUCAUGCACUUGCGACAGGAUUUGGAGCGGGUGAGGAAUCUGUGCUACAUGGUGAGCCGGCGGGAGAAGCUGAAGCUGCUGCAGAGUAAAGCUCAGGAGCAAAUGUUCAACCUGCAUCUCAAGCUUCUCAACCAGGAGAUGUCCUCUGAUCUUCCUGCUUCUCUCCCGGUGGAGAACAUGCUGUUCCGGCCUCCUCCGAGGAUCACCCUGAAACUGAAGAUGCCCAAAGGUUCCGGUCUGGGAAACGGAAACCGCAGCUCCAAGCUGGGCAACGGGCCGCUGUGCCCGGACAACAGCGGGAACGUCAACGAACACGCCGCCGAGGGGCUCGGCCAGGGGAAGCCCCAGCUGCACGCCCGCAAAGAUGACCGACCCAAUGGUCGCCUGUCGUCCUCCGGCGGCGGGCCGUUAGCCGGCAAGCCUGCAGGCAAACAUUUGGCCUUGCACUUCGUGCACCACGCUCACUCUUCCAACAGCAACGGCAAACUGGACCAGGACCGAGCGUGCGCGGUGAAGUGCAACGGCGUCCUGGACAGGGCGGCGGCUCAGAAGGACGGCUCCUGCCAGACACAAGGCACCCGGGACGUUUCCAAGGAGGACCUGGACAAAAGCAGCUUCUGCAAGUCUGCCAUGGAGCGUUUCGGCAGAUCCUUCAAGGAGGCGACCAUCAACUUGGUACGGACGACGGAGGACCUGUGGGUCUCGGACAAACUGUCCCGAAAGAGCGCCGCCGAGGAGAAACAGUGGACCAAACCCGUACUAGAACACAAAGCCAAAAACAGACGGCCGCACCAGGACAGCGACGGGUACUGCCCCGACCUGGAGCUGAGCGACUCCGAACCCGAAGCCAAAGGUCGGCUCGGUCAGCAGGUGGGGCUGCAGCAGCCAAACGCCCAGCGGAAGGGGAAGCACUCGGCGGGGUCCAGACACUCGGUGACGAGGUGACACCGUCGGCGGACGCUUCCAGCUCCUCUCAUCAGGGACCAAGCCACGGCGCCGACGGUGCUGCAACCACAGGACGCAGCGUGUCGGGUUCAGGACCAUACAUGAGGUUGAAACGGCUAAUAUCAACUCAUCUGAGAGAGAUUUGUACAACCAACUGCAAACUUUUUUCUUUUUCUUUUUUUUUUUUACAUUUGUCCAGUAAGGUUUUAUUUUUAUGUUUUUGUUUUCCACAUCAGCUGCCUUUUCUGAAAACGAAUGCUCCACACUCGACUGGGUUAUAGUUUGUUUCCGGUGAGUAAACACUACAUGUGUGUCUCAAAAUGGGACGAGACUCGUCUUUAUUUUAUUUCAUUCCUUUUACGUCGCGCCAGCAUCCCGAGUUAUCCCUCAACGAUGAAAGUGGUGGCAGCAAAGUAUUACGAGGCGGCGGUCGGACCGCCUCGUUUCCUGGGGUCAGACGCUCACGUGAGCAGCCUUCAUCGUCAGAGUUGAAAUGUGAAAACGAGCUGUGAAACAACCAUCUUUACUGUUCUACGUCCUCCUGUUUCAGUAAUAAACGUGGCAUAAGAGCUUCAAACCUG